UACAGCCGUGAACAGAUCUUAUGUCAAGACACAAUGAAGACCCUCAUCAACAUGUUGAAGGGAGAAGGAAACACACACCCUGUUGUCACGUCAGAGAAGUCACAUAAGUGUGACUGGUGCUGCCUGGGUCCUCUGACCUUCCAUUGUCAGGCUGUGGGAGACAUGGUCUGCCUGAGCCAGGGGGGUCGACUUGCAAAGAGGAUGGAGGGCACAUUCAGGAACGGUCUGGUAUUCAGCAGCCGGGAAGUGAGGGUCCAGGAGAGGGUUCGUCUGAGAGUGGAGAAUGAUUUGUUUAACUGGCACGGAGCGCUGCGUGUGGGUUUCACCACUGUGUCACCUACAUCCAGAUCUCUGCCUCUACCCUGCAUAGCCAUCCCCAACCUCACCGACACUGGCGGGCACUGGGUUGCACCUGUGCAUGAGUCCCUCUGUAGGGCAGGCUCAGAGCUGGAGUUCUGGGUUUCUCAUGGUGGCGCCCUCUAUGUCAAAAGUAACACUAGCCAAAAGCACAUGCUUCUAAGAGGAGUGGACCGCAGCAAGCCGCUGUGGGCCAUAAUAGAUAUCUACGGACAGACAUGCUCCAUUCUCCUCCAGCGCUCAAAGAAAACUAAAUGCUUCUGGACCAGACAAUCCUGUCCUGCACCUAAAUGCAUCACCUCAACUAAUUCUGACAACUUCGACUGCUUGAUUCCUGGUGUCUCAAGUCUCUGUUCAAACAGCAAUAAAUGCAUCUCUGGUCCUGACGUGGAAAUCCCACAAGAUAAAUGCUGUGUGGUAUGCCAGGAGAAAGAGGUCAGCGUCACUCUGCCUUGUGGACAUCUGUGUUUAUGUGACUACUGCGCCAACAGAGUCAUCUAUGAGUUUGGCCACUGCCCUCUGUGUCGGCACAAUAUCACAGCUCCAUCAGAGGAGGAGAGCUGAGUUCCUUGGGUGCUCUGAGCUCCAAGACACCAAGAAUGACAUCAACAACCUGAUGACAGCUGACUAGAACAUUUGUUACAUGUUACUCCACUCUGUCUUCCGUAAUAUGUAAUGUUGUACAGCAUUAUUUUCUGAUGGUCUAAAAGAAUGUAUGAAACUUAAUUACUUUCAUUUGAUUGUUAAGGAUGAGGGAAACA
Scomber scombrus (Atlantic mackerel) is the source of this 1118-nucleotide messenger RNA. RefSeq names its product E3 ubiquitin-protein ligase NEURL3. Gene Ontology annotation, molecular function: ubiquitin protein ligase activity. Lineage: Eukaryota; Metazoa; Chordata; Actinopteri; Scombriformes; Scombridae. The record is from RefSeq and is a predicted model, not a curated record. The transcript is spliced from 4 exons. The coding region runs from base 34 to 921 and encodes 295 amino acids.